UUCUCAAGAGCUUAUCUCUGAUGAUCCACCUAUCAGAUGCUUUCUUCCUUGCGUUCAUAUAGUAUUAUGCAGAAGACGUCUGUGCAGAUUUCAGAUAAAGCUUUUACUGGUGAGUACGUAUAUCGGAGACGGCUUCUGA
Molecule: messenger RNA, 139 nt
Organism: Auanema sp. JU1783
Lineage: Eukaryota; Metazoa; Nematoda; Chromadorea; Rhabditida; Rhabditidae
Source: the annotation of a GenBank genome assembly